This is a messenger RNA of Closterium sp. NIES-67, 2016 nucleotides long. The record is from the annotation of a GenBank genome assembly. NCBI's taxonomy places the organism in Eukaryota, Viridiplantae, Streptophyta, Zygnematophyceae, Desmidiales, Closteriaceae.
GCACGAUGCUGGAAUAUCCCCUCGGAUCCUCGAAUGCGUAGUAACAUCCUUCUCCUAGCUCGUUCAUUCAGCUGUAGGAAAGCCUCUCUAUGGCCAGGAGAUCAUAACUGCGAGUGCUGGCCGCUUCGUUUCACUGCCAGGGCUCACUAGCUUCGUGAAUUAUGGACAAAGUCAACGAUCGUCCCCAGCACGCAGCCACGCAAGGCGUCACGUGUCCAGGUCCAGGCAAGGCUCUUUCAGGCCUGCUGCUUCGCGCUCAGAAGCUCGCUGACAGGAAUCCGGCCUGCGUGACAGAGGGACCGAUGCAGCAGCAGCAGCAGCAGCCGAUCCGGUGGCUGCAGACGCAGCUGCUGUCGUUCCAGCAGCAUCUAAGUCAGAUGCAGCAGAAUCCGAAUCAGAUGGUGCAGAAUCCGAAUCAGAUGGUGCAGAACCCGAAUCAGAUGGUGCAGAAUCCGAAUCAGAUGGUGCAGAAUCCGAAUCAGAUGGUGCAGAAUCCGAAUCAGAUGGUGCAGAACCCGAAUCAGAUUAGCGGUAACAGGUCCAACAAUCACUUCGAGAGUGUUCCGCUUAGGCUCCGUCAAGCGGCUGGCGGGUGGUUAAGGGACAGGCAGAGGGACAUUGUCCGGUUCGUCGAGGGUUUUCCGGAGGAAGCCGGAGGUAUUCUGAGAGGGAUUGGUGGUGGAACCGAUCCGAUCAGCGACAGCUCUGGCGAAACCUGUUACAAUGUCGCCGACGCGUCGUCGCUCCCCUGUUGCCACCGUUUCGCCUCCAUCACAGCCUCGUUGGCGGGAAGAUUCGGCGACGCUGCUGCUCCUGCUCCUGAUAUGGAUCCGGUUGAUCAGCAACUGGCUUCGUUACAGUCACCAUCCGCGUCAGAUCUCGCAUCCACCAUGGAAUCCCGGUCUUCUCUGGGAUCUGAAGGUCACGGGUUCGAGUCUUCCGCCAGGCAUCUUUUUGACAUCGCCAUGUCGGCGGAUCAAGUCGCGAAGCGGUUAGAUGGUGUGCCCGUGUACACUGUGACUAACACGGCUAGCGAGUUCGUGCUUAUAUCGGACAUGGGGGGGAAUAAGUCGCUCGGGCUGUUCUGCUUCAGGCGAGAAGACGCCGAAGCGCUGCUGGCUCAGGUAAAAGAUCGCGAGCCCUCCCUGGGGCGUGGGGCGAAAGUGGUCCCGGUGUCACUAGACAAGGUGUACCAACUGUCAGCAGAGGGCAUCGCAUUCCGCUUCCUGCCAGACCCUGUUCAAGUCAAGCACGCCAUUCAGGUUUUGUCAGCAUCUGGAGAUACUGCACGAGCGUUUGAUGGGGUUCCAGUCUUUCAGUCAGAGAAUCUCAUUCUUCGCAGCAAGAACAGGCGCUUCUGCCCGGUCUUCUUCAAUAAGGAGGAUUUGGAUGCGGCCCUGAAGAAGGCGAUCAAGCAGAAGCAGGCAGUCAACCCCAACAUGCGAGUCACCAACAACAUUCAGGUCGGCAGCUUUGAAGAUGUGCUCAAAAUGCUGGAGCGAAACGAUGAGGACUCGCUGUGGGGUGACCUGCUCUUUAUCCCGCCGGGCAUGGAUGUGGAUGGGUUACUAGGCAAGGCUGUGGCAGCAGCAGCACCACACCGUCCUGUUCUCUGCUAGCCUGGUUACACACUCAGAUGAAAAUCAUCCACCCACGUUACACAUAAAGAGUUGUUCAAGGGCCCUUGCUGUUGGUGCCUGGCAGCCUGGGGUUUCCAGCUUAGAAAGAGCAUAGAGAUACGUGAUAGGCAGAGACAAAGAUUGCUACCAGUUCAACCUUGUCCUUCGAAUCAUCAGCAGCGUUCACUUUCACUGGUUCAUGCUCAGCAACACUCUUUCUGGGACUCUGUCUGCGGCCAUUCAGUGUUGAGACGACCCAAUGUUCCGUACUUCUGCAUACUGCGAAUCACCCACAACCUUGUUUUGGAUGAUUUGCAACUUCUUUCACUGGUUCAUGCUCAGCAGCGUCCUUUCUGGGCUCCUGUGGCCAUUCAAGGUCAGCCCAAUGUACUUCCGC